Messenger RNA from Ochotona curzoniae (black-lipped pika), 463 nucleotides. It is a transcript of the gene RPS15A, whose product is annotated as ribosomal protein S15a. Gene Ontology annotation, molecular function: structural constituent of ribosome. The transcript is spliced from 5 exons. Gene Ontology annotation, cellular component: cytosolic small ribosomal subunit; ribosome. The record is from RefSeq and is a predicted model, not a curated record. Bases 37 to 429 code for a protein of 130 amino acids. NCBI's taxonomy places the organism in Eukaryota, Metazoa, Chordata, Mammalia, Lagomorpha, Ochotonidae. Gene Ontology annotation, biological process: translation.
GCCGGCCAUCGGCGCCAUCCUGCCGUCGCAGCCGCCAUGGUGCGCAUGAACGUCCUGGCCGAUGCCCUCAAGAGCAUCAACAAUGCCGAGAAGCGCGGCAAGCGGCAGGUGCUGAUCCGGCCGUGCUCCAAGGUCAUCGUCCGUUUCCUCACCGUCAUGAUGAAGCACGGCUACAUUGGCGAGUUUGAAAUCAUUGAUGAUCACAGAGCUGGGAAGAUCGUCGUGAACCUCACGGGCAGGUUAAACAAGUGUGGAGUGAUCAGCCCCAGAUUUGACGUGCAGCUGAAAGAUCUAGAAAAGUGGCAGAACAACCUGCUGCCAUCCCGCCAGUUUGGUUUCAUCGUCCUGACAACCUCAGCUGGCAUCAUGGACCACGAAGAAGCAAGACGAAAACACACAGGAGGAAAAAUCCUGGGAUUCUUUUUCUAGGGAUGUAACAGAUAAAAAUAAAAGCUAAAUGGAC